Messenger RNA from Exaiptasia diaphana, 5578 nucleotides. RefSeq names its product serine/threonine-protein kinase TAO1. Gene Ontology annotation, molecular function: protein kinase activity; ATP binding. The transcript has 22 exons. Lineage: Eukaryota; Metazoa; Cnidaria; Anthozoa; Actiniaria; Aiptasiidae. Gene Ontology annotation, biological process: protein phosphorylation. The record is from RefSeq and is a predicted model, not a curated record. The coding region runs from base 140 to 2953 and encodes 937 amino acids.
CCAUGUUUUCUUGGGAGGACAUUAGCAUUUUGCGAGUUUUUGUUGUGUUUCAUGAAGAUUUCGCACACGUUAUUGCAUAUUAGAGGCAACAGAGAGCUUUUUACCAUCUUAUAUCGGGCCUCCUGGUCCCUAUGUGGCCAUGCGCUCGGUUAAAGUUGCUCUCCAUCGAAAUCAAGAGUAUGCCGGUCUGUUUGACGAACAUGACCCAGAAAAGUUAUAUACCGAUUUAAGAGAAAUUGGACAUGGGAGUUUUGGAGCGGUGUAUUAUGGACGCAAUAUCAAGACACAAGAGGUUGUGGCUAUUAAGAGAAUGUCCUACAGUGGCAAGCAAGCACAAGAGAAAUGGACAGACAUAGUCAAGGAAGUCAAGUUUCUUAAACAAUGUAACCAUAGAAACACCAUUAGUUAUUUAGCCUGUCAUUUAAAAGACCAUACAGCAUGGCUUGUGAUGGAGUAUUGUUUAGGUUCAGCUUCUGAUAUUUUGGAAGUUCAUAAAAAGCCAUUGCAAGAAUUAGAAAUUGCAGCAAUUUGUGCUGAUGCAAUUGAGGGUUUAAAGUAUCUUCAUGAACAUGGAAAAAUACACAGGGAUGUUAAAGCUGGGAAUAUUUUACUUACCGAAGAUGGAACUGUUAAAUUAGCUGAUUUUGGGUCUGCUUCACUUGCAUCACCAGCAAAUUCAUUUGUAGGAACUCCAUACUGGAUGUCUCCUGAAGUCAUACUAGCAAUGGACGAAGGACAGUAUGAUGGCAAGGUUGAUAUCUGGUCUUUAGGGAUUACAUGUAUUGAACUUGCGGAACGUAAGCCUCCAUUAUUCAACAUGAAUGCCAUGAGUGCCUUAUACCAUAUUGCACAAAACGACCCUCCAACCCUGAGCACAAGUGGAUGGAGUGACGACUUUAUACACUUUGUACAGUCAUGCCUCAAGAAGCAUCCAUUGGAUAGACCUAGUGCUGAACAACUGGCUAAGCAUCGUUUAAUUGACAGUCCAAGACCAAAUGGUAUAAUAAAGGAACUUAUCAAUAGAACCAAGGCUGCAGUCCGAGCUCUGGACAAGCAGAAUUACCACCGAAUGAAGAAGAUUAUUAUGAGUGAUCCAACUGGUGAAAGCUCUAAUGAAAAUGCUUCUGAUUCUGAUAGUAUUAGUCAGUACCAAAUUGACAUUGUUUGUGCACAGCCUACUUUCAUAGUGCCACAGUCAGCGUGUCAUGUUAACUUUGAUGGUGUCUUAAUGGAGCCUGAUGGAGCAAAUCUCUUUCCUUCAUCUUUCCUUCACUUCAGGAAUCCUUCUGCUCAGGCUCAUGGUGUUGAUAUUGAAAAGAAUUCAAGUCUAAGCCUAAGAAGCUAUGUUAGUAGCCAUCAUAGCAGUAAUGAAAGUCUACAAGAUGCUACUGGAAGUGAGAGUGUAUCUGAAGCUCCUCCUUCUCUGCAUCAAAAUUCCAAGCACGAUGAACGAUUUUCAACUAUACGACCAAAGAACGUCAUAGCUCGCCAACAACAGGAACAYCAAGGUGCAGAUAGAAUGCAUGACCAGCUAAUGGUGUACAAACGAAUGAGACAAAACCACCAACGGCAAAUGCAAAUCCUUGAGAAUAAGCUACGAACAGAAAUGAAUGAUCACAGAAGACAAUUGGAUAAGGAGUAUGAACAGAUGGUACAUCAGUUCGAGAAGGAUCUAGACAAGAUAAGAUCGCGGCAUCGAGUUGAGUUAGAACAAAGAAUCAAACAGAUCCAAACUGAAGAGAAGAAAUUACUUCGACAAAUUCGAAACCAACAGGAUACCGAGAUGAAACAUUUUAUUUCAAACCAGAAAAAAGAAUAUGGAGAAAAGAAAAAACUGUAUAAGAAUGAUGCAAGUCCAGCAGUCUACCAAGAAAGAAAGAACACCCUUCAAGCAACACAAGCCAAAAUCCUUCACCAGAAACGCACCGAGAAUCAGAAGUACUUAAACAACGAGAUUCGACGAUUUAGAAGACACCAAUUGCUACAGAGACAUGGUUUGGAGAAAGCGCUUAUUUCUGAGGAAAUGAAUAAACUAGAAGCCCAAAAAGAACAGUCGCACAAGAUGUUGAUACGCCAUCACGAGUGUACACAGGAAUUAGAGUUCAAACAUCUUGCAGCCUUGCAUAAACUACGUCGAGAACAACAAGAAAAUCAACACACGACUGAGCUGAAUAAUCAAAUGGAAUACAAUAAACAAGCUGAACUAGAAUUACGUAAGAAACACGUACUGGAACUGAAACAACAACCAAAGACUUUAAAGCAACAAGAGAUGAAUAUCAAGAAACAAUACCGUGAUGCAAUACGAAUACAAACAUUACAAUACAAAGCUCUACAGAAGCAGAUUCUGGAACAAACGCCAAGUGACCAACAUAAAGAGCUAAAAAAGCAAUUCCGUGAAGAUAAGGAGAGAAAGAUGGCCGACCUGUGYGUUCAGUACGACCAGAGCAUCGCUGAAAUGCUACAAAGACAAACGUUAAAACUUGAUGAGACCCAACUUCGCGAGCAAGAGCAGUUGCGACAAAAGCUACAAAGCGAACAAGAACUACUCAACGCUUAUCAAAGCAAACAGAGCAGUCAAUUAAUGUCACAGCACGAGAAGGAGGCAUCGGACCUCCAGGAAAAGGUUUCUGUACGACGUGCACUGCUUGAAAACAAGAUGAUCCAAGAGACAGAAAACUUGCUCGAACUACGAGAGGGAAAGACCCGUCUACUUGAAGAACGACACCAACGUGAACUACAAGAUUUUGACAACGACGCUGACCUUGAAAAUCACUCGACAUCGACAUGGAAACAUCGCAGCAUCAGCAGCGUGAGCAGCCUUAGCAAUUUGAGCACGGCAAGCACGAAUAGUGCAACUUCUACGAGCACCCAAGAAGAAAACAACGGCUCUUUGGUUAACCCUUCUUCAUCAAACGAUAGACUGUCGGUAAAAUCAAGCGCUCUGAAGGUGUAAUUAUUCAAUCAUGCAAGUAGCGACAAAUAGAGAACUUAAUGGUCCAAUAAUGAAACAAAAUUCUUAUUUUUAAAGACAGUGGCUCAACUAGAAGGUCAAAUUGGCUAGUYUUCCGUUGGGUCAUAUGUUUUGCUUUUUUUUCACUAGCCUUUGUAAGAUAUCUGACAAUAAUCUGUCUUUAUAUGAUAAUUCAAAGCUGCUGGAUAAGCUAUGUAAUACUGAAGGGAUUUGUGUCAYGUGGUGGCAGCCAUGUUUAAUGGUUAAUACAGUAAUGAAUUUUAGAUAAGAAAAUACGAUUUGUCAAAAAAAACAUUUGAAGAAUAUUUGAAGUUUGACACCAUCUUGGCCACUUUCACGUCGAUUGUCCAAACCGUUAUGCUCUAGUGAAGCUGCAGGAAGUAACUUGAAACGAGGCCUCUGGGAAACGUUGAAGCUUCAAUAUUUUCUUUGGAARUUCUUUGAUUACUUSGGUUACGAGCACUGUUUUGACUAGAAUAUCGCAAAAGGGUUAUUCUGCUUACACUCGAGCGUUUUCGUGGAAAUUUGGAURAUUUUAAUCUUKUAGUGAUUGGAAAAUACGAAGAAAACGCAGGGACUUUGACCUUCUGAUAAAUAAUUCAGCAUUUUAGGAACAAUUUGGUCGUCAUCUUCAGUUGACGUUACCAAGCAUAAUUCUUUCCAACAAAUGGCAGCGUAAGACAUUUAAACGACUACUCGUAGAAUGCACUUUGGAAUUUGACAAGUAUAGACAAUCUACAGCGACGCCAUUUUGUKUGUCAAAGCAUGAUGGGRGUUUGUAGUUCUUGCAUUUUGUAAAGGCGCUUAAAAGUCUCCMUUAAAGCCGUUUUUGUGUUUUCYYAGUAGAGACGACACAACUUCUUCUAGUUUUGAAAAGGAAAGCAAAAAUGGCUUAUGAGGACUGUUGAAGCGGACAUGAAAAAAAUGCGAGGACUAGAACUGYCAACAUUCAUUCGUGUCACAAAAUGGCGUCGCUGCACAUUGCYUAUUGUGUUUGCGAUUAAUAUCUCAAAAGUUUUUAAUUUAAAUUUAGACCAAAUUCAAGGUGAUAUACUCUUAUACCUUUAUUUGAUAAUUUCACCUCGGGGUAGUUUUACUAGAAUAUGAAACAAUAAUAAGUCUUUAACGGGCAGCAUCGACCGAGUAGCAAUGGUACUGAGCUGUAGUUUUUUAUACACGACUUAUUCCUUCACGUUUAUAUUUCAUCUCAAGCUUCCCGCAAGUUAAAAACAAUAGCCUGCCUUCGAUAUUCUGAUCGAAAGUUUAUGCCCAAAAGAAUUGAAGAUGAGGCUCUGGGGACUGACACAAGAAUUAUUUUUUUUGUUCCCUACUAGCCUCGUCUUCAAUUCGUUUGUGCUUCAAACAUUCAACAAGAAUAUGGAAGGUAGGCUGUUCGAUAAAGUUUUAAUUCUUAAGUGAGGCAGAUAAUUGAUCCGUUUCACUAACACUUCGUUGGAUGGUUUGAUAUUUAGUAAUAAUAUGUUCUGACUGACAAUCCAUCACUGUUUCGAAUAAACAGUGGUUUAUCGUUGAGAUCCUUUCGUAUGAAAGGGAAUUAGUCUAAAUGUGAUAGCCUAUUUUUAUAAAGACAACAUGCUUUGUUGGUUUAAGGGUCCAAACCUCUAUAAACCGAUCAGAAGUUAUAAUUUUUAGAUGGUCGAUAUCUGAGCGGUCGUUUUAUAGAGUUCAGCAUUGCAGUAUAUAUUGAGAAUGAUUUCUUCCAAAUGACGACCGUUCUUUAGAGGUUCACUAGAUACUAAAUACGAUUUUAUUUUCAGUAAAACGCUAGAGCGAUACCACGAGGAUCGUAUUAUAGAGGUUUGAAUAUGGCAAGAAAAGAAUAAGAUUUGAAGGUUUCCAKUCUGGUCGUUAUUCACAGGGGGAAGUACUUGAUAUUCUGGGUUUCUCCGUUUACUGGAGCAUUAUGAUAAGUAAAAUGAAUGGCUGUUUUGCUCUUUUGAAUAUUUUGUUGAGUUUUAGUUUCAUUUUGGGUUACGUCAGCCGUGCUCCCGUUCACCGAGAAUGAGCCCGCGAUAUUUUGUUAAGGAUAGAGAUAUUUCUCCCUGUAUUUUAACUCRAGGGAUGUAAAGUAUUAACACAUCAGAAAGUACUGUUUGAAACUUAGUAUCAUCAAAGAAAUAAAUGAGAAUUAUUGAGUGCUAUUCAGUUGUAUCGGUGCUUGAAUUCUCCACUGCUGAUGACGAAACAGUAGUUUCAGGUCGAGRUUAUGGUGGAGUAAAAUAUGUAAAUUUUUGUCCAUCAAAGCCUCGAAUCUCUUGUCAAAUAAUCAGCUCAUAACUGAUGUAAAUGCUUGCACCCUAUAACACGGUCAUUUAAGCAGGAAUAUGAUUUCUUAUAAGCCCAUAUUCCUGUUWAGAUGCAUCCCUUCCCUGUGAAUUGCGACCAGUCCAGGUAAAUGAUGUAAAGAUAGAUAUGGUUUGGAGACAAGAUCUUCGGUACAUUUUUAAGAGAUCAUCCAAUCUAUAUACAUAAAUAUAUAUAUUAUUGUAUUAUUGAGUACAAAGCACUUGUACAUUGCUGUAUAUUCCUAGUAGGAAGACAGCUUCUAUCACGAAUAAAAAUAGCAAAACGUGCUUUUCUCGAGUU